AUGCUGUGUACGGCGGCAGGCAGCGCGCUGGAUGAGCUAAGCAACAGGAUGAUCAGGGAGGGCAAGUGCAUCUACAAGUUGGGGCUCGGCCAGUCGCCGUUCCCGAUUCCGCAGUGUAUUGUGGAUGAACUCAGAGCGAACUCGCAUCGGCGCGACUAUUUGCCCGUUGCCGGACUGCCGGAGCUGUGCGAUGACAUUGCUGCGUGGGGUACGGAUCGACUGCACAUCAACUACUCGCGGGACGAUGUUCUGGUGGGCCCUGGAACGAAGGAACUGCUAUUCGUGCUGCAAACGGUGUAUUACGGAGAUCUACUGCUACCCAACCCGAGCUGCACGAGUUACGCGCCGCAGGCUGCUAUCGCGGGGAGAAACAUGAUGUGGCUUCCCACUCAUGCAGAAGACCAUUUCGUUCUUCGUCCACAGGUUCUUGAAUCCCAUUGCGCUAAAGACCCAGAUGCUCCUAGGAUCCUCAUUCUAAACAGCCCGUCCAACCCAACUGGGUGCGCAUACCAGGCCGACGAGCUGGAGGCACUGGCAAAGGUCGCAAGGAAAUACCGGAUCCUCGUCGUCUCCGAUGAAAUCUACUCGGAGCUGCAUCAUUCUGGCACACACCUGUCACUGUCCAAGUACUACCCGGAGGGGACCAUCGUUUCCGGAGGACUGAGCAAGUGGUGCGGCGCUGGAGGCUGGCGUAUGGGCUUCUGGUUGUUUCCGCCCAGCAUGGGCUGGCUGCGCAGCAGCAUGUUGGUUAUGGCGUCGGAAACCUACACGUCGGUCGCGUCGCCUAUCCAGCAUGCCGCCCGACGAGCCUGUGUCGAGCUCUCCAUGUACAAACGCAAGUGCCAGAAGACGCUGCAGCUCAUCGGUCGCUGGUUCGCCUACCAGCUCCAGAAGAUGGACGUCGAGGUGCAGGUCCCCGAGGCCGGCUUCUAUCUGUUCCCGUGCUUCCGGAGACACCGCAAGGCGCUGGCGUUGAGAGGCAUCUUGACGGACGAGCAGCUGUGCGCCCAGCUGUUGCAGGAUACGGGCGUGGCAAUCUUGCCGGGUUCAGCCUUCGGACGGUCGCCAGAGGAGCUCUUCGCGCGGCUGGCGUUCGUGGACUUCAAGGGCGACCUCGCGCUUUAUCUCAUCGAGAGCAUGCAGGACGACCCAUCUCUGGAGGCCAUCGAGGGCUUCAUUCAGUCGGUCUGCCCGAACCUUGACAUCGCGAUGCGCAAGCUGGCGGCGUGGAUGGCUCUUGCUCGGCCGUCUGCCGCGCCAGCAGCGGUCAGCGCCGCGGGCGUCGCCUUCUAG
Phytophthora sojae is the source of this 1293-nucleotide messenger RNA. RefSeq lists its product as hypothetical. Gene Ontology annotation, molecular function: pyridoxal phosphate binding; catalytic activity. Lineage: Eukaryota; Oomycota; Peronosporomycetes; Peronosporales; Peronosporaceae. Bases 1 to 1293 code for a protein of 430 amino acids. The transcript is spliced from 7 exons. Gene Ontology annotation, biological process: biosynthetic process. The record is from RefSeq and is a predicted model, not a curated record.